Messenger RNA from Limanda limanda (common dab), 651 nucleotides. RefSeq names its product sclerostin domain containing 1a (gene sostdc1a). Gene Ontology annotation, molecular function: BMP binding. The record is from RefSeq and is a predicted model, not a curated record. Bases 1 to 651 code for a protein of 216 amino acids. Lineage: Eukaryota; Metazoa; Chordata; Actinopteri; Pleuronectiformes; Pleuronectidae. The transcript is spliced from 2 exons. Gene Ontology annotation, biological process: negative regulation of BMP signaling pathway; negative regulation of Wnt signaling pathway.
AUGAUGCAGGUGCGCGCACACGAGUCGCUGGUGUUGCUGUGCCUCCUGCUGAGGAGCUGCCAGGCCUCCAGGAACCACCACACGGAGCUGCUGCUCCCCCAGGAGGAGGCCCCGGAGCCCGGGGAGCCCCAGAGCAACGUGUCCCUGAACCGAGCGAGGACCGGCGGCAGGGGAGAGGCCGCCGGGGAGCCGCAGGAGAGAGACGAUCGAAGCCAAAUCGGCUGCAGAGAGCUGAGAUCCACCAAGUACAUCUCUGACGGCCACUGCACCAGCAUCAACCCCAUCAAGGAGCUGGUGUGCGCCGGCGAGUGCCUCCCGGCUCAGAUGCUUCAAAACUGGAUUGGCGGCGGCGGCAGGAAGUUCUGGGGUCGCCGGAGCAGCGGCAACCAGGACUGGCGUUGCGUGAACGACAAGACCCGCACCCAGCGCAUCCAGCUGCAGUGCCAGGACGGCAGCACGAGGACGUACAAGAUCACCGUGGUCACCUCCUGCAGGUGCAAGCGGUACUCGCGGCAGCACAACGAGUCGGGACACAAGCUGGAGGCGCUGGCGGUGUCGCCGCCGCAGCUGCUGCACAGACACAAGUCCAAGAGCAAGAGGAGGCUGGGGAAGAACCGGCUGAGCGAGAACUGGCACGAGACUGAACCCUGA